AUGAGUGCCAUGUCUGAGGAAACAGAGAGUCGUGAUUUAAUGGAGGAUGAGAUGCAGCGACAGAAACGACUACUGGAAGUAGACUUGAUGGAGAGGGACGAAACAGAUACGGACCAGCAACCGAGACUAUCAUUUUUCUUUGAUUCCAAUUCGUUGAAGAGCAGCACCAAUAGGGAGAACAUUCUAUCUGAGAUUGACCGUGUUGAACAGCUGGUGACCUUGAAUCUACAAAAGAUCAACGAGAAUAUAGUGUUGUCGAAUGAAGUCAUCACUAACCAGUUAGUGCCUAAGCUAGAGAUGUUCAACAAGAACUCUAACAAGAUCUACAAUAACAUUACACAUAUUAAGGAAUUCUAUGAGAAUGCUGCGAAUGUGAAUAUCUUAACGAAGAAGGACGUUGAUAUUGAUGAGGAAGAAGAAGAAACGGAAGGAGAAAAACCAGAAGGAUCUGGGAAUGGGGGCGACACUGGCAAUGAGGAAGAACAUGCAGUUUCAGCGGAGGGAGACAAUGACACACGUUUCUCCGGUGCAGCUCUCCACGGUGGUGUAUCACCUGAGAGGGUGGACAGAGACGGAGGAGGAGUCUUGGCUCGUGGGGAAAGCAAUACAGAGAUGGAAGUCAGUUGUAGUAGUUUUGAGUUUGGGGAGGGUCUAGCUGACGGAGAAGAUAGACUUGUAGUUGAGCAAAGCGAGGCCAACGAAGUAACCAAGGGAAACACUUCCAUGCAGAGGGACGGGCUUUCGAUGGAUACUGGCCAUCCUCAGCAUGUGCGCUUACAUUCCGAUACUAUAAUAAGAGGGUUCAAGUUGGGAAUGGAUGAUGAAAGUACAGUUAAAACCACAGCCAUGGACGCUACAGAAGGGGUUUCAUCUAUCCGAGACCUACCAGGACCGCUUACCGAGUUGAAGGAGAUGAGUGGAUACGAGUCACCAGAGUGGGAAGAACCUCCGGAGCUACAGUCAACCAAGUUCUCCAACAAGAGAAGGAAAACCCAACGUCGAAACCGGACACGAGACGCAGCAGUGUUUGGUUCUGACGAGACAACCACCAAGAGUCUGGGAUUGACAGACCGGUUCAGUACAUUAAAGGACAUUGAUAUGGACACAAGCGAACCAACGGCGGCGAAUCCAUUCCAGAGUCCCAAAAACGGCAAAGAAGAGAAAGUAGUAGUAGAAGAAGAAGAGGAUGAUGAUGUACUCACCAGUAGUUCCUUUGAGGAAGCGCCCGAGCUUCUCAGUGAGCAUCUGGGCAGACGACCUUGA
Molecule: messenger RNA, 1263 nt
Organism: Pichia kudriavzevii
Lineage: Eukaryota; Fungi; Ascomycota; Pichiomycetes; Pichiales; Pichiaceae
Exons: 1
Coding region: 1-1263 (420 amino acids)
Biological process (GO): attachment of spindle microtubules to kinetochore
Cellular component (GO): DASH complex; mitotic spindle pole body; mitotic spindle
Source: RefSeq, a predicted model, not a curated record